This is a messenger RNA of Caenorhabditis bovis, 945 nucleotides long. The record is from the annotation of a GenBank genome assembly. NCBI's taxonomy places the organism in Eukaryota, Metazoa, Nematoda, Chromadorea, Rhabditida, Rhabditidae.
AUGUCCGACAGUGGAAAGUUCGACAACGUUCUUUUUUCUCUUGCUCAGCAACUUCCUGGGGGAGUUCCGCAACUUUUGGACGUCGUUUUCGAAUUUUUGUCCAGGAAAACUGACUUCUAUAGCGGUGCUGGUAUCGACAAGGCUAGAGAACUUAUUCUUGAAAAAUUUGACAAGCAUAGCAAGGAAGCCCUACGCGAAGCCGAAGAAAAUCGACGAAGAAAAGAAGAGCAAGAAAGAAAACUGGCCGAACGUCGCGCAGCUCAGAAGGCGAAGGAAGAAGAAGAAUUCCGUCGCAAUGCGGAAAGCAAAAUUGUGGAAGUCACCGAUGAGGAAGCGGCUGAGUUCGAGCGCCAAAAAUCAAAGCGAAGUUCCGCACCUUCUACUUCUCCAAAGGAGGGUGAAAAUGAGGAAGACAGCAAUUUAAUGGAACCUAAUUCUGGCAAUGGUGCUGAUUUGGAGAAAUAUCAAUGGACCCAAACUCUCCAGGAAGUCGAGGCGCGAAUUCCGUUCCACGUUCCAUAUCCAGUCCGUGCUCGCGACGCUGUGGUCAAGAUUGAAAAGCAAAGAAUUUUCAUUGGAUUGAAAGGAAAACCAGCGAUUGUAGAGGGCAACCUUCAUGCGCCGAUCAAAGUCGAUAGCUCUAGCUGGGUAAUCGACAAUGGAAAAGCGGUGGUAUUGACCUUGGAGAAAUGUAAUGACAUGGAAUGGUGGAAUCGACUGUUUGAUACUGAUCCUAUAAUUGACACGAAAAAAGUACAACCAGAAAAUUCGAAGUUGAGUGAUUUGGAUGGCGAAACUCGUGCGAUGGUUGAGAAAAUGAUGUACGAUCAAAGACAAAAAGAAAUGGGAUUGCCAACUUCUGAUGAAAAAAAGAAACAAGAUAUUCUUAAAAAGUUCAUGGAUCAACACCCAGAAAUGGAUUUCACAAAUGCGAAAAUCAGCUAA